Messenger RNA from Achroia grisella, 4112 nucleotides. RefSeq names its product protein hairless (gene H). The coding region runs from base 406 to 2085 and encodes 559 amino acids. The record is from RefSeq and is a predicted model, not a curated record. The transcript is spliced from 3 exons. NCBI's taxonomy places the organism in Eukaryota, Metazoa, Arthropoda, Insecta, Lepidoptera, Pyralidae.
AAAUGGAUGCUGGGCAUUGCUGGGUGUGAAUGAACUAUGUACUGAAAACGAACACCUUUUAUUGAACUGUGUCGUGAGCCCAAUUAAUAUAGAAAAUCUGAUAUCGCCGUACAUUUUUUACUUAUAUAAAUAGUGAUAAAAGUGCCAUUGGAAACGUGAUCAAUCAGUUUAUAGAGCACUGGCUCAAUUCAGUAGUCACCGUGUCGAUAAUGUGUUUAUACGAAACUUUUGGUUUGGCAUUUAAUCCGCAGGUGGCCUUAGGAUGAGGCCUGUGACGGAAAUAUUGAAUGUCGAUCAAAAUCCGCGACUGUUUUACGAGCCACCAUUCUCCUUGGUCGGUGCGACAUGGCGAGAGUGUACGGACUAAAGUGUUGGUCGUUUGCUGUAUGAGCGGUCAGAAAUGAAAUGCAUAUACAGGAAGGAACUAACACAACUCUGACAACAUGUUCCAAAAUGACAGAAGAAGUAGACAGAAGACAUGGCGUAAAUGGUAACAGUAGUGGCAAGGGUGCUAGUGAAGAUGCUGCUGUGCACAAUUCUGCUUUCACUGGAACUGGUGGGCGGCUCAAAUUCUUCAAAGAUGGCAAAUUUAUCCUGGAGCUGGUUCGGGGAUGUGCUCGUGAGGGUGAACGCGCGGGGUGGGUGUCAGUGCCACGCAAGACAUUCUGGCCACCGGCUGCCGCGCCGCCUACGCCGCCAGCCGGCGCCCACCCGCCUUCCGCCUCGCUCAGUGUCUCAGACGAUAAUAGUUCCGUGCAAUCCUCGCCGUGGCAGCGUGAUCACUGCUGGAAGCAAACUGCUCCACGUAAAAAUGUUUCCAAAGAACUGGCUAUGUACUAUUGCAGGCCUAGUACGCUGCACAAUACUGCCAUCGAUGCAGUUAGUCGCGUCAAAAGAAGGAGACCUUACGACAUAAGUCACCUGGAUGCACUAGUCAACGGUAGCAACUCUAGGAAGAAUUUGAGUAAUGGAAUAUGCAACAAAAAACGGAAUGGCGACGUUGGUUCGCCGGAAGCCAAAAGUAAAAGCGAGGAUGCAGUUGAUGGGGUUGCAGUAAAGCCACGCACGACCUCAGAUGAUGAUCGAUGGACAGAUUUUGAUCGUGAGAAAUAUUAUCAUAUGAAACUUAAGAAACCGUAUCAGUAUCGUAAAUUAAGAGCGUAUAAAAAGACUAGACCGCUUAUACGGCGUAAACUGCUCACACGAAUAGUCGAUAAACUACGCGAGAAGAUUGCGUCACUUCCGGCACCAGUUAAUGUAAAGUUAGCGAACUGUCGACAGGAGCAUAUGAUGGUCUCUCCGAGAAAACGAAUUCUUAGAGAAUUGGAGAGAGUCAGUCUGGAAGAUCAAGGAACGAAACGGCGGGCUAAGACCGUACCUGCAUUGAGCACUGCAUCAUACCCUCCUUCGCCGGGGCCCAGCCAUACGUCGCAUAAACCACCAGUGGAGUCGCCAGCACGCUCCCACAAUGGUACGGUAUCGCGACGCGAAACCCCUGUUUCGAAGAAUGUCAGUAGUUACAGCAUACAUUCGUUGCUUAGUAUGCCAGAUGAGAGUCCGACACGGCGAUCACCCGAGGCGAAACGAUCGCCACACUCCUAUCCGCCGUCAUUAAAGACAGAGUCGCCAUCGAGCGUUAACUCCCCAGAUUUGAGCCCGAGCCCUGACAACUACCGGUAUCGGUAUUCAGCUUUGGUCGGAUCGCCCGGACAGGGGCCGAUGUCUCGCGAUUCACCAACACCGCCGCCUCCAGAAUUGGCACGAUUUCGGGGGUCGUAUGCCGCUCCAACGUCCCCAUACGGGAGCGCGGCAAGUACGAGUUCAAGUUCGCGGCAGUGGGGAGGAGUGGGAGUGGGCCCAAGCGGGCCUUACCGUGGCGGUGCGCGCGACGACUGGCGCGAGAUGGGCUACGUCUACCCGUACGGCUACGUGCCACCACUGUACCGGCCGCUGUGGGUGCACUACCCGAUGUCGCCAGCGGUGCCUCCGGGUCCAUGGGCGCCGCAGCCACACCCGCUCCUUACUAACCACAUACCUAAGGAUGAGCCCACUUCAGAUUUGCCACUGAACUUGUCGAAGCAUUGAAGAAGAGGCCGAGAUUGGCGCAAAUCUGACACGUGAGACUGAGCACACAAACAAAGAUUGUUCUUUAUUAAUGAGUUUGAUCUACUUUGCUGGACAAGCGAAUGAGAUUCCAUACACGAACUACAAAUUAUAUUUUGUAGCCGUAAUUUUUGAAGGGUGAUCAAAGAUUUAGAGUAAUGCAAUAUAAUAUUAAAUUAUUAAUAUACAUAACAAAUUUUGGCGAACAAGUUCGAACAGUAAACUUGUGGUGUCAUGCUAAAAUGUCUUAUUAACAUUCCAUUGUCAUUGUCACUAAACGAUUGGCGCGUGUAGAAGUCCAAAAAUUACAUCCCACCUAACCCAUAUUUAUCGUAGUUAUACGAUCUAAAUGUACUGUGACAAAUGUCUCUAUUGCAAACGAGCAAAAAAUAUUUUUGUAUAAAUUGUGGUUUUCGGACGACUGUUCGUUCGAUAAUCUAUUUACAAAUUAAUGUAUAUUACACUGAGAAGUUAUAUUUUAGUAUAGAUGUAUGUAUGCAGAGUCUUGUGUGUAUUUUCAUACGACAUAUUUGUACUGCUGAAAUAUUUUAAUAUUGGCUAUUACUUUAGGAUAAGAGAUUAAGACAAUCUAAAUACAAAAAUAAACAGUUUAUCAAUUGUUAAUAAUCAGUGCCUUGAGAGAAAUAAAGAUAUUAUAAACAUAUUUAUGAUCUAAAAUAUAAUCAUAAAGGAAUUCGUGGGUUCGUCCAAAUUUACUAAAAUAGUUCAUAAUUUGUGUAGCUAGUGCUCUACUCUUUAUGCAAUAUUACUAUUAUAUUUAAAAUCGAACCUGUUCCUUACUCAUUUGCAAAAUUCCAUAUUGUUUAUGUUCGAUCUCAUUAUUUAAUUUAGAAAAUAAAAACGAGAUAAAGACUACAGUUUUGGGAUCAAAUUUGGAUGUGUGUUUACGUAACAUGUAUAUUAAAAUAAGUGACAUUGUAUAUAAUUUGUGAAUGGUGUAUUAUUGAUGGAGGCGCGGCGUAGUUUUUAUCAGAGCAAUUAAUCGCUUACGAUAUAUCAGUAAGAAUUUAUUACCUUCAAAUAAUAAUUAUUGUAAUUGUACAGUAUUUUUGUAAUGAGUAUUUUAUUACAUAGGGAGACGGAGGGUGAUAUAUAUAGUAGGUUUUGUGAAGCCAACGCGCGAUGUAAAGUGCUUUAGGCAACGUGUGUGAUCGCGGGCGGAGUGUGAGUUACGCCGUCGCUUGACGUUGCCUCGCGUCACGUCGCGUAACGCCACUGCAGAGGAUAACUAAAAACAAUUAUAUUGUUCUUAGAUGGAUAACGUCCAUAUUCAUGGAUACUGGAAUAUUUUAGCCGUUACAUAGUAAUACAAUAAUUAUAAACAAUGCUGUGUAACAGUGACAUCGUUUUGAUCUGUGGUGGGGUGAAGGUAAUUGUAUUUUUUCCUUAUACUUCACGUAUUUGUUUGUAAUGUCUAAUACACUUUCCAGAUUGAGCUACUGUUUAAAUUAUGUAUGUAGUCCUGUGUGGUGCCACUUCGCUUUGCUACGCACAUACGUUCCUUAAGGACCUCGUAUAGGCUUUGAGAUUAAAUCAUAGAGGUAGUUUACUGCAAUUUAGUUGAAGUAUGGGGUUAUGUAUUAUAAGGAAAGUUAAACGAUGGUAAGGGACUGACUUCUGAUGUAAUAUUAUCAUUAAUGGAAUUGUAUAAAAUAGUUGAGUAAUCGGAGGCCUACUGUAACAAUCUGUCUGCCAACAAAGUUGACUUAGUGUAAAGUGUAGCUGUAAUAGAUGAUGCUCAAUUUAAUUCUGAGUACAGUUAGAUAACAACAAUAUUCCAAUGUUGUAAUGUUUUCGGGAGGGAACCUUAUUUAUUAAUUUGCAUAUUAUUUUUACUUCCUACGAAGCAUAUACAAUUUUUUUAAUUUGUAAUAGAUUGUGUAAAUUGCGUUAGCUUUAAAGUAUUUUUCAAAAAUACUGUAAACAUGCUAAUCAAGAAUCUGAGUAAAUGUCAAUGUAUUUUUCAAUACUUUAUAUAAUAUAUAUUA